AUUUUGAUAGCUGCCGCUCGCUCACGUCCUGCCGUCUUGACUUGUGAUAUUAUAAUUUUAUAUUUUCAGUCGUCCUCCGCCGUAUUUUCACGUCCUCGUUCCAUUUUCGCACGUUCCUGAUCCUCAAGAAAAUACCAAUAUGGGUGGAGAGUUAGGAGAGCUGAAAAGUGACAUCCGUGGAGUUAUUACUACCAAAUUGUCUCCAUUUGAGCAGAAAGCAUUCAAAGGACUCUUUUCUCAUGGAGUUCCCAAUGCCAUUAAAAGGACUGCCUCUAAUAUACCUUACAUUGUUCCACCAAUGAUUGUUGGUUAUAUCGUCUACGAUUGGGCUGUACAUGCCCACCACGAAAGCUUGAGGAAGAACCCUGCUGACUUUGCCAAUGAUCAAUAAUUUUUUUUUAAAUUAAUGCUUUUUGAAAAUUCACCUUCUUAAAUUACUGUAGAAAAAAAUGUGUUUGUCAAACAUAAUUAUUUGUAAAGCAACAGGCAACAGUAAAAAGUAAUAAAAUGUUUUAAUUUGUUAUAUAGCUAAAAUAAGUUAAUCAUUUAAUAAAUUUAAAAAAAAUGGUUGAACAUACAUAACAAAUAUUUUUUAUUUAUUUAUAUUUUAUUUGGAAGUUAAAAUUGCAAUUAUUUUGUAAUUUAUAAACAACAAUUAGAUGAAUUUCAAAUGCCCAGUAUAAAUAUAUAUUAAGUAUAGUAGACAUAUGUGUGUGUUAAUAAGUGGUAUACGAUUUUGUUAUCUCCAUAAUAAUUACAGUUAAGAGACUUAUGAUUUAAAAAAAUAAGCAUUAUCUGUGUUCUGUCACCAAUUUUUUAGAUUUUUUUAGUAUCCAUAAUGCAAGUUUUAAGUAAAGAAUAUUUUUACAAUUUAAAA
Molecule: messenger RNA, 877 nt
Organism: Myzus persicae (green peach aphid)
Lineage: Eukaryota; Metazoa; Arthropoda; Insecta; Hemiptera; Aphididae
Gene: UQCR-Q
Product: cytochrome b-c1 complex subunit 8
Exons: 2
Coding region: 140-391 (83 amino acids)
Biological process (GO): mitochondrial electron transport, ubiquinol to cytochrome c
Source: RefSeq, a predicted model, not a curated record